GGUCACACCUUACCUUUGUUUUGAUCAUUAUAUUCACUAAUUUUUUCGCACUUUUAAAACGCAUUUAACUUAGUCCAAAAUUAUCGGAAAGGAUGUCCAAUGCCGGCUACAGCCAGCUGCCUAGCGGCAGUGGCGACCACGAGCGACGACAGGCUCAGCUGGUGGCCAACACCUAUGACGUGCUCCAACGAACAGGCGAGAGUAUCCAACGUUCCAACCAGAUUGCCAUCGAAACGGAGAAUAUGGGGGCGGAGGUUCUAGGCGAGCUGGGAGAGCAGCGAGAGUCUCUAUUGCGCACCACGCGCCGAUUGGAGGAUGCCAACGAGGAUCUUUCCAAGUCUCGAGCCAUCAUUCGGAAGCUGAGUCGGGAAGUGCUUUAUAAUAAGAUCAUUCUAAUACUCAUUAUCGUGCUGGAAGUGGGCAUCCUUAUCGGGCUCCUGGUGCUUAAGUUCGCGCACCUGUAGAAGCUCUGUAUUCUCUGGUUAUUAUAUUCCAAAGACACGGCGGAUUGUGGUCGUAUUUAAAUCGUUAUAGCUUGUAUCCAUUUGCCUUAACUGUAAGCUACUGUAUAUUUGAUUUGUUAA
Messenger RNA from Drosophila bipectinata, 584 nucleotides. It is a transcript of the gene Vti1b, whose product is annotated as Vesicle transport through interaction with t-SNAREs 1b. NCBI's taxonomy places the organism in Eukaryota, Metazoa, Arthropoda, Insecta, Diptera, Drosophilidae. Gene Ontology annotation, biological process: regulation of protein localization to plasma membrane; vesicle fusion with Golgi apparatus; retrograde transport, endosome to Golgi. Gene Ontology annotation, molecular function: SNAP receptor activity; SNARE binding. The record is from RefSeq and is a predicted model, not a curated record. Gene Ontology annotation, cellular component: SNARE complex; Golgi apparatus; endoplasmic reticulum membrane.